AUGAAUGAUUGUGUAGGGAAGGAGGUGGAUUGCUGGUUGGGGAUACCAUAUGCAGCACCGCCUAUGGGAGACCUUCGUUUUCGGCAUCCGAAGCCCAUCGAGAGGUGGGAGGGGAUUCACGAAGCGGACAAGAAACCCAACAGCUGUUGGCAGAACAAAGACACCACUUACCCCGGAUUCCUUGGUUCGGAGAUGUGGAACCCGAACACGAACCUGAGCGAGGACUGUCUCUACCUGUCGAUAUGCGUGCCGAAACCACGUCCUCGCAGUCUGGCCACGAUGGUGUGGAUAUACGGAGGAGGGUUCUUCGCGGGGACUUCUACGUUGGACGUCUACGACCCGAAAAUCCUCGUCUCCGAAUACAACAUCGUGUUUGCUGCCAUGCAGUAUCGAGUCGCUAGCUUGGGUUUCCUCUAUCUGGACACACCGGAGGCACCGGGGAACUCGGGGCUCUACGACCAACUCAUGGCCUUGACCUGGAUCAGCGAAAACAUCGCUGCUUUUGGAGGGAAUCCCAAAAAUAUCACCAUCUUCGGGGAAUCCGCAGGCGCCGUCUCAGUCAACUUUCAUCUCUUUAGCCCCCUGUCUCGACACUUGUUUCAACAGGCCAUCUUAGAAAGCGGAAGUAACACGGCCCCGUGGGCCGUGUUGCCUAAGGAAACCGCCUUGGGUCGGGCGGCCAUGCUGGCCGAGGGGAUGGAAUGCCCGACGAACGUCCAGAAACCGGAGGAGAUGGUGGAAUGUCUGAAGAGGAAAGAUCCCGGUGACCUGGUGUUAAACGAGUGGAACGGCGUGUCGGGGAUCGUGGAUUUCCCUUUCGUCCCCGUAGUGGAUGGUGCCAUCGUGGAUAUGAGCCCACUGGAUGCCAUUCGGUCGAGACACUUCAAAAAGUGUAACAUUCUCAUCGGAUCGAACGAGGAAGAGGGCUCCUUCUGGCUUCUCUAUUACCUCCCGCAUAAGUUCCAGGUUCAAGGCCUGGACCGGCCACCGGAACACGUCCAGUUUAACAUGAGUGACUACCGGCAGACGUUAAACGAUCUCUUCCGCGGAUACCCGGAGAUAGUGAUCGAAGCGAUCGCCCACGAAUACACGAAUUUCGUGGAGACCCGAGACCCGGACACGAUCCUGGACAACUUGGAGAAAGUGGUCGGAGACCUGUAUUUCUCGUGUCCCGUCAAGGACCUGGCGGAUGCGUACGUGCAGGAACGGGGAUUGGACGUGUACAAGUACUACUUCACGCACAGGGCAAAGGGAGGCCCGUGGCCGAAGUGGGUGGGUGCCUAUCACGGCGACGAGAUCCUCUACGUCUUCGGCGUGCCUCUCAUCCGAUCCGACGUCUACAGCAAGGAAGACGUGGAACUUUCUCGCCGCAUGAUGCAGUUCUGGACCAACUUUGCCAAAACCGGGACGCCGAACAUGGCGGUGCCGGGUGGAAACUGGACGAGGAUCUAUUGGCCCCAGCAUACUUUGUACAGGAGGGAAUUCUUGGACCUGAACGUGGAGGAUCCGUCGAAGAAAGGCCGAGGUCCACGUAUCCGGGAAUGUGCCUUCUGGCGACAAUUCCUCCCUCAGCUACUUCAUGCCACCGGUUAUUUCAGGAAAAUGGAAUCAAAUGAGAGGACACCACUCCUGCAGCAGACCUCAAGGACGGUAUCAAUAAAUACCAGAGAUGCAGAUGAACUAAGACACCAGGUUAUAGUUGGCCAAGAGUAUGGAAAUGAACGGUCUGGUGCCAUAGGCAUCCAGAAUCGGAAACCUCAGAAUAAAAGAGGGUGUUUGGAGAAUCGAUUCCUUGCUCUCUUCUUCAUGUGCUUCAUGGGCUUUGGUUCAUACUUCUGCUAUGACAACCCAGGAGCAUUACAAGGGAAGAUCAAAGAUGACAUGGACAUCAACACCUCCCAAUUUGCCAAUCUCUAUGCCAUUUACUCAUGGCCCAAUGUUGUCCUAUGUUUUGUUGGUGGAUAUCUCCUUGACAGUGUGUUUGGAAUGAGGUUGGGGACAGUGAUAUUUGCAGCAUUUGUCCUCCUUGGACAGAUAGUGUUUGCAGCUGGAGGUCUCCUUGAUGCUUACUGGCUCAUGAUGGUUGGCCGCUUCAUCUUUGGUGUUGGUGGAGAAUCCUUGGCUGUUGCUCAAAACAUGUAUGCUGUUAGCUGGUUCAAGGGCAAAGAGUUGAACAUGGUGUUUGGCCUCCAGCUCAGUUUUGCCCGAGUUGGGUCUACUGUGAAUUUUGCCUCCAUGAUGUAUGUCUACAGCUACAUCCAUGAAUACUUCAAAGGCCCCAAGUGCAUUGGAGUUGUUCUCAUGAUUGCGGCUGUGACAUGCCUACUCUCCUUGAUAUGUGCCACCCUUCUUGGGUGGAUGGAUGCCCAUCGAAAUAGACAAACGGCUGAAAAUGGAGAUGCUCCAGCUGAAGUGAUUCACCUUAAAGAUGUCAAGGACUUCCCUGCAUCCUUCUGGCUCACAUCUGUCAUUGCUGUGGCUUAUUAUGUUGCCAUCUUCCCAUUCAUUGGCCUUGGACAAGUAUUCUUCGAGCGGAAGUAUUCACUACCCCCAGCAAAGGCAAACCUUGUGAACGGAAUUGUGUAUGUGAUUGCAGCAGUUGCAUCUCCAUUUAUGGGAUUUCUCAUUGAUAAGACAGGGCGGAAUGUGUUUUGGGUCUUCCUGUCCAUCGUUGGAAGUAUUGGGUGCCAUGCUGCACUUGCCUUCACCUUCUGGAAUCCACUCAUCCCCAUGGUUUCCCUGGGGUUCAUGUAUUCAUUACUGGCAAGUUCCCUCUGGCCCAUAGUAGCCCUGGUCCUUCCUGAGCACCAGCUUGGCACUGCUUAUGGCUUAGUGCAAGCAGUACAGAACUUGGGACUGGCUGUGAUCACAAUGGUGGCUGGAAACAUAGUUGAUUCCAAGGGAUAUUUUGUUCUUGAGACUUUCUUCCUAACUUGGCUUUGUAUUAGCCUUGUGGCAAUCGUGCUGCUCUGGCUGAUCGACUUUGGACAGGGAGGAAUCCUCAACAUGUCGAUUGCUCAACGCAACCAAAGAGAACAGGAAACAAUGGCAGCAGAGGCAUUGGAGAGAGAGAAGCUGAUGGCAUCUGGCUCAAUGGCAGACAUCACGCCUCAAGAUCUCUUACACAGGGAGCACCUUUCCGAAUUCUCCAUCCGCAAUCGCUUCUUGUCUCGCAUUGGAGCUCAUAGCAUUAUGAUGUGCGAACGAGGUGCCUGGUGCACAACAAGAUGCUCAGGUGAUACUGGUGUCUUCAUCAUGGCUGUCAAAGCACUAAUGAGUGUUGUGGGUGGAUCGAAUGGGAGUGGGACUGUUCCCCCAAGUGCAAAGAAGAUCAAACUUCAUGGCGGAAGCUCUUCUCCUUCAUUCUUCAGCGAGGACCCUAAGGAGCAGCGACGGCGACUUCCCAUAUUCUCUGCACGUCAAAGGUUGGUGGAGGAGGUUCGAAGGCACGAGAGCGGAAUCGUGAUCGGGGAGACGGGGAGCGGAAAGACAACCCAGGUCCCCCAGUUCCUCCUGGAGGCGGGUAUCCUCGGACCGGGAGGGGCUGUGGCCGUAACCCAGCCGAGGCGCGUGGGCGCCGUCACGCUAGCGAAACGCGUCGCGGCCGAGAUGGGCAUCCCUCUGGGAACCAUUGUUGGAUACGCCGUCCGCUUUGAGGCCGUCGUCUCCCCGGACACCCGCAUCAAGUUCCUCACCGACGGAAUGCUCCUUCGCCAGGCCAUACAAUGCCCAGAGUUGUCCGAUUACUCGGUGGUGAUCCUGGACGAGGCGCACGAGCGAAGCAUUCACACGGACCUGCUGUUUGGGAUCCUGAAAGCGGCGCAACGGAAGAGACGCGGAACCCCGAGACCCCUCAAGAUUCUGGUGAUGUCGGCCACGAUGGACGUGGAUCGCUUCAGCGCUUACCUGGACGGAGCACCUGUCUUGUACGUCCAGGGACGGGAGCAUCCAGUCCAGAUGCUUUACACCAAGACCCCCAUCGGAGAUGACGAUUAUGCCUUCGCGUCUGUCGCCACUGCCCUCCAGAUUCACAGGGAUCGCCCACCUGGGGGAGACAUCCUAGUGUUCCUGACCGGGCAGGAGGAGAUCGAGGCGGCAGCCAAGACCCUCCGCGAAGCCACCAAGCACGCAUCAAAGGAAGAGGGUGGAGGCGUGAAGGUGUGUCCGCUCUACGCCGCUCUGCCGUGGCUGAGCCAACAGGAAGUGUUGAGUCGCCUGGCGGGCCCUCAGCGGAAGAUCAUCCUCAGCACCAACAUCGCCGAAACGUCCGUCACUAUCCCUGGCGUCAAGUACGUCGUGGAUUCCGGGCGCGCGAAGAUUCGUACUUUCGACCCUUCCACGGGCCUCGAGGUCCUCCAGGUGACAAAGAUCUCGAGGGCGCAGGCGUGGCAGCGAUCGGGACGCGCCGGGCGGGAGGGGCCUGGCGUCGCGUAUCGUGUCUAUGCGGAGUCGCAGUACCAUGCCUUGAGCGAAUUCCCCACCCCCGAGAUCCAGAGAUGCAACCUGAGGACGAUCCUGUUGGAACUGUUGGCUGUCGGGGUUCAGGAACCCUCCUCCUUUGACUUCUUGGACAAACCUUCUCCCAAGGCGGUGGAGAACGGCCUGAAGGAGCUGCAGUACUUGGGAGCCAUCGAACGCAUGGCAGACGACGGAGUGCGACUCACGCAGACGGGACGACGGCUCGCCUCCUUCCCCCUCGACCCGAGAUUCUCCAAGAUUCUCCUUUCUGCCUCCCAUCUCGGUUGUCUGGAAGAGGCGGUGAGCGUGGUGUCGCUGCUGUCUGGCGAGUCCGUCUUCCUCGCCUCUCGAAGCGAUCAAAGGGGUCGAGAACGAAGGGAUCAUCCUCACGGACGUUUCUUCGCGCCUGAGGGGGACGUCGUUGCCCUACUCAACGCUUUUCGCGCCUACAAGUCCGUCAAAGCCAGCAAGACGUGGUGCUACGAGAACGAAUUGAAUUGGAGGACCCUCUCGUAUGCGACCGAAGUGCGGAAGCAGCUGAUGCAAUGCUGCCAGAGACAGAACCUUCAGCCGAGUUCCUGCGGGAAAGAUUUGACCCCCUUGCGGCAGAGUCUCGCCUCCGGUCUAUUUAUGUCCUCUGCCGAGCUCCAGCCCGACGGUUCCUACUCCACUGUCAGUCUCACCUCCGUACUUGUAGGGAGCAGGCAGAAGGUAGGGAUCCACCCGACGUCGUGUCUCUUCGGAGGGAAGCCGUCCUAUGUCGUUUACGUGGAACUCGUUCACACGUCUGCCACGUACAUGAGGAACUUAUGUGUCGUGGAACCGUCUUGGCUUCUUCAGGCCUCGCCCGAGUUCUUUCACGCCCAUCGUUUCCAUUCCAUUCGCUCCUGAUUGUGUCCUCGUCUUCAACCUUCCCCAGAUUUUGAGGGUGUAUGUUGGCUUACACGUGGAUCCAAUUGAAUAAACAUGCAUUAGAG
This is a messenger RNA of Darwinula stevensoni, 5435 nucleotides long. The record is from the annotation of a GenBank genome assembly. NCBI's taxonomy places the organism in Eukaryota, Metazoa, Arthropoda, Ostracoda, Podocopida, Darwinulidae.